Messenger RNA from Cladophialophora psammophila CBS 110553, 452 nucleotides. RefSeq lists its product as uncharacterized. The transcript has a single exon. Bases 167 to 388 code for a protein of 73 amino acids. Lineage: Eukaryota; Fungi; Ascomycota; Eurotiomycetes; Chaetothyriales; Herpotrichiellaceae. The record is from RefSeq and is a predicted model, not a curated record.
AUGCCCGCACGCGAUCGUUCAGCGGGGCGAAACGUUCACAUUUACGACUCGAACGAUGCUACUACCGAAAUUGACGGCUUAUUACUCUAACCUGGUGUCACUAAUGUAAACUUCUAUACCAUGAUCGAGAUCAUUGUUAUGUUUUCGAGCCUCUUCUUUCUACAAGAUGAGAAUAAACCGAAGAUCGAGAGAGACAACCAUCCGCUACAACCUGGAAAGUAUUAUAUUGUUGCCACCGCUUCUUUCGAAGUCAACAAUGAACCAUGGCUCGUACGAACAAUCAGUCCCACGACCGGAAGUCGUGUCGCCGCCUUCUCCGAUGCUAUUCGUUUACGAGAUCGUCAAUGUAUUAUAUCCGGAACAUCAGUAUCUAUGUACUGUACAAUGAGAGAUACUUUUAGCGUGGCUUUAAAGCUGCGCAUAUUUUCCCACUCGCCUACGAAGGUCACUAA